Messenger RNA from Leptosia nina, 297 nucleotides. Lineage: Eukaryota; Metazoa; Arthropoda; Insecta; Lepidoptera; Pieridae. The record is from the annotation of a GenBank genome assembly.
AUGUAUGAUAAUGCGUAUAAAUGUCACGAUGGCGAGCGUUCACUGGGUUUCGUCCGAAGCUUGGCGCCGAGCCAAAGGACAGCCGGAGUGGCCGGAGCUAAGGAAAACAAACGGGCGGGAUAUGAGGACGCUCGAGCGAGCCGGCUCAUAUGCGAGAGAUUGUUAGACAAUAUUGUCUCGCAUACACUCCACUCGGCCAAGAAGAAUAUUCAAUUACGACGCAGCCUCGCGGCGGCUGCAAAUAAAGCGUCGACUCGUUUUAUCUCCGACGACCUUUGCGCGCUCUUAGCGAAGUGA